Pocillopora meandrina is the source of this 2890-nucleotide messenger RNA. The record is from the annotation of a GenBank genome assembly. Lineage: Eukaryota; Metazoa; Cnidaria; Anthozoa; Scleractinia; Pocilloporidae.
CGAGCAUCAACUUAGGCAACACCUCCAGGAAGUCAGAUACCUCUUCAAUUCGCGCUGCUAAAAAGGGGACCUUGAUUGGACAACUAUGGCUGACAACAUUUCGCUGACAAGAAUGAGGAAAAUGCAACAGCAGGGUUAGAUUUACAAUUCAUUGUUACCCAUCCUUGACUUCCUCUUAACAGUUUUUAAUCUAUAAGGAGGCCUCGCCAUGACUUGUGUUGGCAUCUUGAAAUACCAAGCUAGUAUAUUCCGAGGUAACCGUGUUGCAAUCCUUGUGAAUUUUAUUCAUCCGUAAAUAUCGUUGCUCUUUCAUUUUGUAUCACUCUGGAGUUUUAUACUCUUGGAAACUAUCAUUUUACAUCUUCAUCUGAAUUGGCCGCAAUUUAAAGUCCCAAACACCCAAACUAAAAAAAUUCGCGUAAAUCCUAUUGAUCCCAACACAUUCCUGUUCCCUCUUUAUUUUAUCUUACACGUCCGGUGUUUUUAUACCCUUGGAAACCUUUAUUUUCUCUUUUCGCCUCAAUUAGACGCUAUUUGAAUGACCAAAACUUAAAAAAUAAUACGGAUAAAAAAAAAAUUCUGCGAGGUUUCUCUUUUGAAGAAAUAGAAAUUAGCGAACAAAAUUAGGAUUUGCAGCCACAUCAACCUCAUCAAGCCGUUUUCUUCAUUCUUAAGUUAUUCAAUUUGCAUUAUCAACUCAGUUGAUAAAAUCAAAUUAUCUAUUGUUUUAUUUAAGUUUGUUGAUGGAACUGCUGCAGUACACUUGAGUGUCCAUUGCCACCACGGGAAUUUCACCCUUCCUUUUUAAAACGAGAAAAUUCAGCCACAGAAGGGAUUUUUUUUUCGUGUUUGAAACUUUUCCACCUAAAGAUAGACCACCAACAGUCAAAUUUUGUCAAGUUCUAAUCUUAUCAUAAGGAGAGAGCGUAUAUGCAUUUGUUCGCACGCCCUUAUGAAAACAAUUGAACAUGAAAUCUUCUUUAAACUCUAAAAUUUCCAUUCUGCAGUGGCCAUUGCAUGAAAUUGUUUUUAAGAAAGGUGUAAUCUACAUGGGGAAAAAUGUUUUUAUAACUUAUAAAGGACUCUGUCAUUUGAAUUGACUGAGAAAGGAAGCUUUUUGCAUUUAGAAAAAAAUAAGAUGGUUGCACGAUUAGUUCUGUCUCAAUGGUCCUCUCCUUGAUUUAUUCAGUACUCUUGACGACUAACCUAUUUACAAAAUUUACCUUUAUCUAGUUGAAGGUCAAGUGGAAGACCGAGUCAACCCAGGCAGAGGUAAAUCAUCGAGCCAAAGGCAGCGUUACAGAAACAUUGUACACUUGUGGGAGUUCCUAUUGGAACUUUUAGCAUACGGCUACCAAAGUUCAUCGAUAAUAGCCUGGACUCGAAAGGAACGUGGAGAGUUUGUACUGAGAAAUCCAGAGGAAGUGGCAAAACUGUGGGGUUCCUAUAAAAAUGUACAUGAAAUGACUUACGCGAAACUCAGUCGAGCGUUGCGAUAUUAUUAUCAGAAGGGAAUCAUUAAAAAGGUAAGGAAAAUUAAAUGAUCCAUUUCUAAAGAUGCCAUUUACACUUAGAGUCAAAAUGCAUGGCAGAACAACGUGUUUUCCUUCGCGAGCUGUUGUUACUUCAGCAACUCAUAAGACACAAAAAAGUGUGUUUAAAAACAUGAAUUAACAUUGUCUGAAAAUUAUGUUCACCGUCACGAAUGGAGCCAGACUUCCUCUUUUGAUAUCACGCAAGGACAGCGUAAGUUGGAAACAGUGUGGAAUAGUUCCCACACGCCACGACUCAGCCCUCGAAAAGUUUGGUAACUUUUACCUGUUAUUCUGUAAGGGAAGGCGAAAUAAAAAAAAAUCUCAAGUUGUGACACGCAAUUAAAUUAGAAAGCAAUUAGUUCUAUAAAUUGCAUCUUUUGUCGCCUCUUUUUAAAUUGCUGUCGCUGUCUUUGUUCCUUCAGAGACUCUUGAAAGGGCACGGGAACAUCGUUAUUAGAAAUCCAUAGAGCAAUGAGAAUGACACAUGCAGUCGAUUACGCGGUGUUUUCUGAAGUCUCGUCAAAAGAUUUCACUUGUCACCUACGGGAAAUCUAAAGUUCUCGUGUUAAUUAAAUUUUAUGGCUUUUUCUUGAAGUUAAAUAAAAAUUAGAAUCACUGUAAUAUGAUAAUUAAUUUCAUUGUGAACCGGCGUAAAACCUGCCUGUAAUUCUAUACGCAUUCUCAUUCCCGUUGACGUAUAUCAGUUCGUUUAUUUGCUUUCCUUACAAAAGCCUUUUCAGUCGCCAGUUCAAGUAUUAAAGCUUUUGAUUGAAAGAAGAAAUCACUUUCAGUAAUUUCAUGUGGUUGAUUUGCAUUUUUUUUGUCUUUUUUCAUUUAAUUUUUUUUGUCUUUUUUCAUUUCUCACAGGUUGCUGGCUUAAGACUGUGCUACCAGUUUGGAAACUUGCCUUAUAACUACGAACCUGGUGUCACAAGGUCUCGCUAUCAUGGAUACAGACUCAAUGAAUGUAUCCAAAAACAACUCAGAACAAAAGAGCUUGCGUCUUUCCAGUCUGUAAUUCACGGCUGUUACUUAUCGUCAGCUUGUGCUCCCAUCAGCUACCCCCUUGGGAAAAGAUGCUUCUGCCAGACACCAAGACCCACGCCUCCUCGUCCAAAGAUGUGGUUUCCAGAUCCCCUAUCUUCCCUGUUGCCUUUUCCUGAAGUCAUGUUUCCGACCAGUGUCGAUGCAAUGAAGCCGUUCUUUUCCCCUUCUGGUCACAACCCUUUUUAUAGGAACAUGAUGAAUUCAACGUAGCCAAUUUUUUUGGUAGAAAAAGGUAUUCGCCUCAUUUUCCCAAUCGUGUUUCCUCUUUUAGCAGAACCGCUACAAACUUGCUGCGUUUUAUUUGUCAA